AUGUUGACACCAGUGUGGCACAGUAGUUGUACAGACUGAUGUUGACACCAGUGUGGCACAGUGACGUACAGACUGAUGUUGACACCAAUGUGGCGCAGUAGUUGUACAGACUGAUGUUGACACCAGUGUGGCACAGUAGUUGUACAGACUGAUGUUGACACCAGUGUGGCACAGUAGUUGUACAGACUGAUGUUGACACCAGUGAGGCACAGUAAUGUACAAACUGAUGUUGACACCAGUGUGGCACAGUGACGUACAGACUGAUGUUGACACCAAUGUGGCGCAGUAGUUGUACAGACUAAUGUUGACACCAGUGUGGCACAGUCGUUGUACAGACUGAUGUUGACACCAGUGUGGCACAGUGCUGUACAAACUGUUGGAAAGUAGUGGCCACAUGUACAAGUACGUAGAAUAUUGUAUUAUUUUGUAAAGUUAAUUCUAACUUAUAAUACUCCCUAAUCUGUUAAUUACAGGCAGGGUUUAAAGGGAUGAAGGCAAGGAAGCAAGUCAGUGAUAUGAAAACAUCAGCACAUGAUGACGCUAACAUGGCACCCUCACAGGAGCCUGCUUCUGCCACUGUAGAGGAGGAAGAGGAGGAGAUAGAUAUAGAUCUUAAUGACCCAGAAGUAGAGAAAGCUGCAACUAAAAUCCAGGCUGGCUUUAAGGGCAUGAAAGCACGCAAAAAUGUGAAGGCUGUUAAGGUUUGUGAUUUUGAAGUGGGAUGUCUUCUGUCUUGACUGGAGAUAUGUGAUUUUGAAGUGGGAUUAUCUUCUGUCUUGAUGUCCUUCCUGUGCCCUUAUGCCAACCCAUUUUUUUCACUAACAGUUAGACUGCAUUUACAUGUACAACGAGUUAAGCCAUGGUUCUACAA
This is a messenger RNA of Lingula anatina, 871 nucleotides long. RefSeq lists its product as uncharacterized. NCBI's taxonomy places the organism in Eukaryota, Metazoa, Brachiopoda, Lingulata, Lingulida, Lingulidae. The record is from RefSeq and is a predicted model, not a curated record. Gene Ontology annotation, molecular function: calmodulin binding.